This is a messenger RNA of Nasonia vitripennis (jewel wasp), 2783 nucleotides long. Its product is annotated as coiled-coil domain-containing protein 112. Lineage: Eukaryota; Metazoa; Arthropoda; Insecta; Hymenoptera; Pteromalidae. Bases 80 to 1456 code for a protein of 458 amino acids. The record is from RefSeq and is a predicted model, not a curated record. The transcript is spliced from 6 exons.
UUGAAAAUGGACUCCUACACUGACGAUCCCUGAGUAUUCUUAAGUUUUUAUCUAUCUGUUAUAAAUUACGUAUCAAAAAAUGAAUAAUUUAUCAAGGUCUCAACACUUGAAAUUCUAUCUAAAACUAAAACAGCAAGAAUGCAUCAUUGAAAAAUUCAUCGAAGCUUUUAUGGUGAACUCCAAAGUUGAUACUGAGGUUUGGCACGGUAUUAAGCAAGACAUUGACAAGUUUGAGAAUGAAAGACAAAACAUAGUUCUUUCACUCAAGUCAAAGGUGACCGACAUCUACGUGGAAUUAAAAUCAGUUAGAUCCAUGAUCAAUGCAGAAAACGUCAGGAAAAUUGACCUCCCGGUUUUCAAGAUUAAACUACAGUCGCUAUGGAAAAACAUCGAAGAAUUCAAAAACCUACAGGACACGAUAAACACUUUGGCCGAAGAACAGAAGAGUAUCAACGACGACUUGAGCACACUGACGAGGGUGAUUCGUAAGCACAAAAAUUUUGCCUCCACCGAUCACUUCCUGUGUAAAGCCACGAGUUCGAAUCGGCAAUCGCAAAAAGAUGAUUCGGCAAAGGAGUGCGAUUACGACGAAGCGGAAGAUUUUUGCACUUUAUUGGCCAAAACUGGGCACACCGGCAGCUGGAGCGAAGAGGACCACCUGCUCUUCGUGAACCUUCGCAAGCGUCACCACAGCGUUGCCUCCCUGGUCGUCGCCAUCCAGGCCAAGUGUCCAGACCUGACAAAAGAGAGCAUCGUGAACCACGAGGCCUGGUACAAGACCUACCUGGACCUCCGAGAAAAGCAAAAACUCGCCGUUCAGGAGUGGCGCGAUCGCAAGCAGUCCGAACGUCAGGCCAAACUCGCUGCCAAGGCGGAAGAACCUACACCGUCGAUUUGCAAAAUAGCGGAGCACAAAAAGGUGGAGAUCGAGAGGAAGAAAGAGCUGGUGAGACGCUGGAAGGAGCAGAGGGAAAAACAGCGAGUUGCCGAGGAGGAGAGACUCAAGAGUCAGUUGAGGGCCAGGAGGGAGAUGAGGGAGAACCAGAGGAGGGCCAGGGCGGAGAGAUUGAAGCACCUCGUGGAGGAGUACAAGAGGAAGAAGGCUGUCCAAGAGGAGGGAGUGGCAAGCGGAGAUGAGAGGGAACAGGCUAUGGUCAAUGCUCUCAACCUGCGGUUUUACAGAGCCAGGGACCAGGAGUUCGUGGAGAAGAGGAGGUCCGCUCUGUCGUCGAAGAAGACCGAGCCCAAGCCAGUUGUUGACAGCCAUUUCAACAGAGUUAGAGAGUACUCCGAGUCGACUUUGCUGAAAGAAACUAAAGCUUGGCAGGAAAAGCUCAAGAGAAGCGAAUCACAAGCUUUUCAGACCGUGUCUUAUAUCAAAGAUUUGCCAACAAGGACUUUGGUCAGCUGGAAGAGCUACGAGAUUCCCGGCGCGUUCACUUCGCGGCAACGAUAGCUCACGUAUUUUGUACAAUUGUUUUAGUAUAUUAUAUAAUAACGUGUACAUAUCGCUUAGUCUAUAUGAUCGUAGAGAAUAGAUUUUAUAUCAUGAAGGAAUGUGGGGCGGAUAGUGGAGCGUACACCAAGAAAUCAACGCUUUGAUAUAUGCUUAUGUUUAUUUUUUUCUUUAUGAACGUACCUUUUUCUUUCAGACGAUGUACAUAAUAAGUUAUGAGUAAACGAGCGUUAAGUCUUAUCCAGAACUGCCGUUUUGCCUUCACUUCGCCAUCAUACUCUUUUUUUUUCUAUUUAAAACUUUACAACGAUUUCAUGUUUUCUGAGGUUUAGACUACACACAAAAACUUAUUGCGUUAUGGAUAACAUUAACACUGGACAGCUUUACUCAAAUUUAUAUAUAUAUAUUUAUAUGCUUAUAUACAUAUAUAUAUAUACACACAUAUAUAUGUAUAUAUAUGUAUAUAUGUAUAUAUAUAUAUAUAUAUUUAUAUAUAAUAUACUUUCUAUGAACCUGCUCGUUAAUUGAUAUUCUUUCGUUAGAUUACCAAAUACAAAAACAUAGUUGAUGCGUUAUGUGAUAAUGUUAUAAUACAAGCGAGCCUCCUUAUUGCGUCGAAUAGGGUGCUACAUAUAAGUUUCAUUUAUUAUUUUGCAUCCGGGACCUUACUCGACACGAUACAUCGACCACCUCAUGGAAAUACUUAUGUACGAAUAGAGCCCUUAACUUUUAAAUUAUACGUACGUAGAAAUAUAAUUAUUUAUAGAAUUUACUGUACUCCCUAAAAGGUUUAUUACAAUGAAGGGUAAAGUGUAAAACAAAACGCUCUCUUCCUUAUUCUUAUUAUUUUUUUUCUCUAUUACGCUAGUAACUAUGUCCUUCUCUCUCUCUUAUAUUUUUAAUGUUCUCACACGGAUGCGCUCUCUCACUCUCGCGUAUAACUAUCUGCUCUUGCGCUCGUUGUCUCACUUUCACCCGUCUUUCUCCAAACUCCGGCGCUCCAUUUUUCCUCUCUCAUAUAUACCGUGUAUGUAUAUAUACCUUUGCUUCUUUCUUUUAUUUAUAUAAUCAUUUGUAGUUUAUGUUCACCGUCAAGAAACAACAAUCUCGAGCGGCUACUUUUAAUAAAUAUAUACACGCGUGAAAAUUUGUACAGUUACAAUCUUCCCUUCAAUCGUUUAAAUUCUUGUGUUAUCUUCUUUUAAUUUCUUGUAUCUUCAACCUUUAAACAUGGCAUUUUCGCGCGUACCUAUUAUUAGUUUUGUUCCGCUAUCCAUCAUAUCGAGACCAGACGUUGUCGUUCCACCCUUAUAGAUCUAUCAUUGCA